ACAGACUUUUGAAUUGGCCUUUGCUACACUUCUGAGGAUUAAUUGCUAUUUGCAAUUGACCCGUAUCGAACCAAUCGUCGUUCCUUUCGUUUUAGCCUGCUCCCGUCGCACCAAACUCACUCGCAUUGUGCCAGAAGUUUUCAUCCGACCUCACGCCUGCAUUGCGUCCGCACACACACACACACACACAUUCACCAUGUCACUCUUUCGUUCAACAAUGCUACGCAGGCAGCUGCUCACCUCACGCUCUGUAUGCCUUCGCUAUUCCUCCACUUCGACCCCAGAAAACGUUGUGCUCCCUCGCCUACAGGCCGACUUGAAGAAUGCCAUGCGGUCCAAGAACAAACCUGCACUCAACACGAUCCGCGCAAUACAAGCUGAGAUCAUCAACGCCUCCAAGACAGCCAAGCCCAUCACCACAGACAGCGCCCUCUACUCUCUCAUUCAAAAGCAAAUCAAGUCCUCCUCAGCAUCGAUUGAGGAGUUCCGAAAUGCCAAGAGAGAGGACCUGGUGGAGAAGGAGCAAGCACAGCUAGAUGUGCUGCAGGGGUACUCCGGGGAGAUACCGACUGUUGGCGAGAGUGAAAUUGACGAGCUGGUGAAGAGCGCUCUUGAAGGCCUAGAGGAAGGCAAAAGGAGCGCUGGACAUGUCAUGGGCAGGGUCAUGAGCAGUAUCAAGGGCCGAGCCGUAGACUCCGAAUAUGUGUCCAAGAAGAUACAAGAGGUUGUUGGAGCCAAGUGAGGCGUGUCUGAGACUGUAUGAAUACUGUACAUAUCAUUACGUAGAUUACAAACUCUCCCUUUUACCAA
Pyrenophora tritici-repentis Pt-1C-BFP is the source of this 810-nucleotide messenger RNA. RefSeq names its product YqeY domain containing protein. NCBI's taxonomy places the organism in Eukaryota, Fungi, Ascomycota, Dothideomycetes, Pleosporales, Pleosporaceae. The record is from RefSeq and is a predicted model, not a curated record. Gene Ontology annotation, molecular function: carbon-nitrogen ligase activity, with glutamine as amido-N-donor. Gene Ontology annotation, cellular component: mitochondrion.